Molecule: messenger RNA, 2309 nt
Organism: Neltuma alba
Lineage: Eukaryota; Viridiplantae; Streptophyta; Magnoliopsida; Fabales; Fabaceae
Product: histone acetyltransferase GCN5-like
Exons: 12
Coding region: 204-1871 (555 amino acids)
Biological process (GO): chromatin remodeling; positive regulation of transcription by RNA polymerase II
Cellular component (GO): histone acetyltransferase complex
Molecular function (GO): protein binding; histone H3 acetyltransferase activity
Source: RefSeq, a predicted model, not a curated record
CAAUAAAAUGGAGUCGCCGGGAGGUGAAUCAAAGCAUGAAUUUUGUGUCACUCCCAAUCUAAUAGAAGCAAGAAUCAAUCAAUUGCAGAGUAAAUCAUACUGAAUCAGUCAGUCAUUUAAGAAAAAGAAAAUCCGCCAGCUAAUAGCCACUGCCCAAUGCGGCCUACUGAUCAACUGCUCAGCUGAUCCAAGUUAACCUAGAUAUGGACACCCACUCGUCUCACGCGGCCGGGAACAUUCGCUCCCGUAGCUCCCAAUCCCCCUCUCCCUCUCACUCUGCUUCUGCCUCUGCCACCUCUACCAUCCACAAGCGCAAAAUGGCGUCGGAUGAUCACGCUCCUCCCUUUCCCCCCUCUUCCUUUUCCGCCGACACCCGCGACGGUGCUUUAACGUCCAAUGAUGACCUCGAGAGCAUUUCUGCUCGCGGCGCUGAUUCCGACUCCGACGAUGAGUCGGAGGAUGCCGUUGUUGACGACGACGAGGAGGAUUACGACAAUGAAUCCUCCAUGCGCACCUUCACUGCCGCUAGGCUUGAAAACCCCCCCUCAGCUCCGCGGAACACCAAGCUCCAAAAGGAUAAUACGACGGUCAAGAUAGAGAAUUCGGAUAGCGCUAAAGACGCUGCCGCAGCCGGGACUGCUUCGGUGGGAACCAUUCCCACCUCGACCUCAGUUCCGGGCAUUAUGGUUAAGGAGGACGCAACAAAGAUUUUUACUGAUAAUUUGCAGACGAGUGGGGCAUACUGUGCCAGGGAAGAGAAUCUCAGGAGAGAGGAAGAAGCAGGGAAGCUGAAAUUCGUAUGCCUUUCAAAUGAUGGUGUUGAUGAGCACAUGGUUUGGUUGAUAGGAUUAAAGAAUAUUUUUGCUAGACAACUUCCCAACAUGCCCAAGGAAUACAUUGUCCGACUUGUUAUGGAUAGGAGCCACAAGUCUGUGAUGGUUAUAAGACGUAAUCAUGUUGUUGGAGGAAUUACAUAUCGCCCAUAUGUAAGCCAAAAGUUCGGUGAAAUAGCCUUUUGUGCAAUAACAGCUGAUGAGCAAGUAAAAGGUUAUGGCACCAGACUGAUGAAUCACUUGAAACAGUAUGCUCGUGAUGAGGAUGGAUUGACACACUUUCUCACAUAUGCUGAUAAUAAUGCUGUUGGCUAUUUUAUCAAGCAGGGCUUCACAAAAGAGAUUCACUUGGAGAAAGAUAGAUGGCAAGGGUAUAUCAAGGAUUAUGACGGAGGAAUUCUCAUGGAAUGCAAGAUCGAUCCAAAGCUCCCAUACACUGAUUUAUCAACUAUGAUUCGUCGUCAGAGGCAGGCUAUAGACGAAAAGAUAAGAGAGCUGUCAAACUGUCACAUUGUUUAUCCUGGAUUUGAUUUUCAGAAGAAAGAAGCUGGUAUUCCUAAAAAAUCAAUCAAAGUUGAGGACAUUCCUGGUUUGAGAGAGGCUGGAUGGACUCCUGAUCAGUGGGGUCAUUCCCGAUUUAGAAGUUUAAGUGUUUCUACAGACAGCGCUGCGAAUCAGAAACAUUUGACUGCAUUUAUGCGAUCACUUCUGAAGUCAUUGCUGUUAUCUUGUAUACAGUCAAUGCACGAUCAUGCUGAUGCCUGGCCAUUCAGGGAACCCGUUGAUGCCCGGGAUGUUCCUGAUUAUUAUGACAUCAUCAAAGAUCCAAUGGAUCUGAAGACAAUGUCUAAGAGGGUGGAGUCUGAGCAAUAUUAUGUUACAUUUGAGAUGUUCGUUGCAGAUGUCAGAAGAAUGUUCGCCAAUGCACGGACCUAUAACUCCCCAGACACGAUUUAUUACAAAUGCGCUACCAGGCACGAUGCUCCAAGUCGACUGUUUUUCCUUUCCUUCCCCUUUCCUGUCCAGUUUGAUAUGUAGAUUAAUGAAUAAAUAAGAAGAAAUAAUUAUUGUUAAAUAAUUAAUAAUGGUGGCAUAAAUAUUGUAGGCAUCGUGGGUUAUUGUGGAAUGGGUUUGACUGAAGUCAACUUUGGUGUUUCUCACUUUUCAUGUAUAUAUAUUUCAGGCUGGAAACCCAUUUUCAGAGCAAGGUUCAAUCAGGUCUACAGGCUGGCACCAAAACUCAGUAGCAGCCUCUGAAUUCAUUAGGGGUUCCUCUAGCCUUCAGCGGCUAAAGAAAGCUGAAUCCCCUCCAAUAUUUCCUUGUAUGUUGUAAAAACUUGUUCUUUAGUUGGCCAAAAAAAAAUUGUUCUUUAAUUUAAUUUUUUGUCAAAUGGGUUACCUUUUUUGUACAGUUGAGAUUGAUUUUAUUUUAAUAUAAUAGUAAAAACAAUUAAGUUGAUAUAAAGUUCUAACAAA